Messenger RNA from Penicillium crustosum, 1746 nucleotides. RefSeq lists its product as uncharacterized. Lineage: Eukaryota; Fungi; Ascomycota; Eurotiomycetes; Eurotiales; Aspergillaceae. Bases 1 to 1746 code for a protein of 581 amino acids. The transcript is spliced from 2 exons. The record is from RefSeq and is a predicted model, not a curated record.
AUGUCGUUUACCUCUGUUCAAAAUGGACGUGUCUUGGACUCACGCUCGUUAACUCCAAUCCGCAAUACACCAUCGGCCAAAGAAAAGGAACCUCCGGAUCCAAACAUGGCGAAUCCACGCCUAACUAUUAAUCGCGCUCUCGUAUAUGAGCGGCGACUGCCCGGUGAUGCUUAUAUCACUGCGUAUGUCCAGCGCCUUCAGCAUGGCUAUUACUCUAGCGCCGCCGUCUCAGAUGAGGAUGCCGAACACGUAGAUUUUCUCGCCCUUGCAUUCACCUUUCAUUCGCCGCACACUAUCACGCACCGCAUCAAGUCCGCCACUAUUAGUGUAUCAGUUCGUGGAAACCGUGAUCUUUCAAGUCCGAAGCCGCACCCUUAUGGAUAUCCACUUGGUAACCCUCGCUUCCUUAUGCAUGCGCCGCACCUGAUCUACGGCACUGUUUCCCCCGAGACCAUGGAGUGGACAUUCAGUCUAGCUGGGUCCCUCGGAAUCUCAGAACUGCCCGUCAGUGCAAGCGUCAUCCCCUCGGGGAGUUUCAACAGCCGAUACAAGCGGUACGAGAUGAUGCGCAUCCAAGGCUCCGCGCGUACUUUGAAAAGUCCAGCUGGCCGCGAAUUCGACGUCGAAGCUGGCAAAAUCGUCUGGUCCAUGGAAGAGAACAAUGUCCAGCGAUCGGGUCUGCCACGCGAGUUCACCUUUGCCAUGUUGAUCCAGAAACCUACUGCAAACAGCAAGAUUUCCCUGUUAAUCGACGUCGACCCCGUGAUUGACGCAAUGAUUGGCAGUUACCCAUCCUUGAUGUUGAAACUUCCCGAGUACCAACCUUUGCCGCGCCGGGGCGUCAAUUUCCAACGAGAAGUCGGACAGCGAUUCGAGCCCGUGGACCCGGUACGCGGGUUCAACUUUGCAGAACUCGGCAGCAUGUUCGAUGAGUACAUUGCGAUGCCAGGAAGGAAGUUCAGCCGUCAGAUCCAAAUCCCAACUGAGACCGACAUCCCAGACAAUCACUUUCAGCGCACCUACCCAGGGCAGUACGGGCCUCUCAACCCAAUCCCGUACCAACAGCAACUACAAACCCACAACCUAGCCCUCCAGAAUAACAGCCUCUCCCUACAGAACAACCUCCUACAGACAACCCUACAAAACCUCUGGAUCACCCAGCCGAGGGGAGAAGAAAUCCAAUCCCGCCCUCAGCAGGUAUCCCCCCAGACCCAAAAUCAAAAUCAAAACCAAGGCCGGGGCUACUACUCCUCCCCCCAAUCCUCCCACCCUCACCCUCACCCAGCACCAACAUCUUCCACCAUCCCCCAAACGCCCGCAAUAGCAAUACCUCUUACCCUCCACCUCCACCUCGACCCCACAACCACCAACCUCCCAAACCUGGCCCGGCAAAGGCCCGGCCCAGGCGCCUCUCCCCAACCCCCACGCCGCACACCAAGCCUCCGCCGUGCCCAAGCGCGGGAAUUUCCUAAGCACGCAGCGACCGGGGCAUCGAAUAACACCUCCACGGGCUCCUCGCCAAGCAUAACAGAUUCGAUGAUCCCGCAUGCGGGCGCGCGUUUACAGUUGGGCCGUGCUCCUUCAGAGAUUGGGGAUGGGGAUGGGGAUGGAGAUGAGAAUCAGACGGUGCGCUAUGUGAGGAGAAGGGAUUCGGUUGGUGGGGGGACUCGUGGGCAUGGGAGGAUUAUGAGUUUGGUUAACUCGCCACUUUCGGGGUCUUUGGUUUCGGGGUUGAAUGGAAGGUAG